AUUUGCGCAAAGAUUCGGCGCGAACCCCUCCAUCCUAUCCGUCGGAUAUCCACAGCUUUGACAUCGCACAAGGCGCCCCAAGCUCGUUGAUUACGACGCCCUUCUUGUCCCUUGUCUCGGUUUCUACUUCUUAUUACGUCCUCUUUACCUUUCGUCGAUACAUUUGAAAGUUUGUUUUGACUUGUAGCAGCUCUUUUUGCUCCAAUUAAUUUCCCGCGGCGAAAAAGCAUCCAGUUCCAAAUUAUCAUAUCCUUCGACCGGUACCCCAUCCGUCUCUUGGUUGCGCGCCUGUGCGACACGGAGUGACCGUUGUGCAAGUCGAUUUUCAAAACAACAACACAAGACUCUAAAAAUAUGGCGUACAACCGACCCUACAACCCGGACGAGCUUCCCAGGUUCGCCGAGCCCGAAUCAAAGGGCAGCAACCAGAAACUUCCGUCUCCUUCCCAGGCGAGCCCUCAGUUCCACCAGCCGCAGCACCCACAAAGCCGAUAUGAGAACAAGCCUGUCCCUCCCCGGCCCGACCAGAGGCCUCUUGGUAGCGCGACACAGCAGCGCCCACCGGUAACAAGCCGCCCGCCGCCGAGUCCCGCACCACCCGAGACCAAAGAUGGCAACGAUCCCACUCUGAGGCCGCUGUUCAGGGCAGUCGACAAGGACGGCACCGGUCAGCUAUCUGAAAAGGAACUCUCCGCGGCCCUCGUCAACGGAGAUUGGACGGCCUUCGACCCGCACACGGUCCGCAUGAUGAUCCGCAUGUUCGACGCCGACCGCUCUGGCACCAUUGGUUUCGACGAGUUCUGCGGCCUCUGGUCAUUCUUGGCCAGCUGGCGCACGCUCUUUGACCGCUUCGACACGGACCGCUCCGGCAACAUACAGCUCGAGGAGUUCCGCAACGCGCUCGUCGCCUUCCGGUAUCGGCUGUCGGACCGCUUCACCGAGCUGCUCUUCAGGACGUACGACAAGCGCGGCGAGGGCUCCAUGAGCUUCGACCUGUUUGUUCAGAGCUGCAUCUCUCUCAAGCGCAUGACGGACGUGUUCAAGCGCUACGAUGACGACCGCGACGGCUACAUCACGCUCAGCUUUGAGGACUUUUUGACGGAGAUUCUGAAGCAGCUCAAGUAGUGCUGAGAGAAUGCGACCUUGUCGAGUGGGCUGUGCAUGGUAUUUUUUUUUGUGGGGAUAUGGAAGUUUAAGACUGCCGAAUGAAAUAUCAUAGAAAACAAAAACGCCAAGCCAAGCCAAUCAGGGGAACGAGGGAUGCAUCAGGAGCUAUGGCCCAUCAUUCUGGGUAAUUUGUAGUAUUAUUCAUUAUUUUUCUUUUUGUAUGGCGACCAUUUCAAGACUCCUCAAGUGUCUUGCGUUCAUUCCACGGUUGAAUAGACGAAUCAGAAGUCCAUCAGCACCAAUCCGUUUGGCCAUCCAAGAACGACGCGCACGCCUCUGACGUUGUUGACCUGA
Molecule: messenger RNA, 1461 nt
Organism: Pyricularia oryzae 70-15
Lineage: Eukaryota; Fungi; Ascomycota; Sordariomycetes; Magnaporthales; Pyriculariaceae
Product: sorcin
Exons: 4
Coding region: 355-1125 (256 amino acids)
Molecular function (GO): calcium ion binding
Source: RefSeq, a predicted model, not a curated record